Molecule: messenger RNA, 1929 nt
Organism: Mycena indigotica
Lineage: Eukaryota; Fungi; Basidiomycota; Agaricomycetes; Agaricales; Mycenaceae
Product: NUC153 domain-containing protein
Exons: 6
Coding region: 46-1929 (627 amino acids)
Biological process (GO): rRNA processing
Cellular component (GO): nucleus
Molecular function (GO): RNA binding
Source: RefSeq, a predicted model, not a curated record
AAAGGUUGUCGUCUCCGAGUUUUUGGAACUUGCUUCGACACAGCGAUGGACUCCCGCUUUGCCCGUCUCCGGACAGACCCGCGCUUCCGUCGCCCUAGAAAAGAGAAAUCAAAGGUUGUCGUCGACCAACGAUUCAAAGCAGUCUUCCAGCCAAAAAGCUCAAAAGGACGCGUCGACAAGUACGGGCGCCCGAUUUCUGCUACCCAAGAUCACGAGGAUCUUCGACGUUUCUACCGUCUAGAGAAAGAAGAGGAGCCUACUUUGCCUGACUAUGCCCGUGGAGAGGCUUUGCUCGAAUCUUCAGACGAGGACGAUGAAUCCGAGUCGGAAACGGGGAGCCACCGCUCCGACCCUAUCAACCUCACUGCUCAACAUGACACGGAGGUUGACUUGGACGAGACUGAUUUCGCCGACCUGGAUGCACAAGCAGCCGAGUACUCAAAAGCACAUCCGGAUAAAAGCGACGCAGAAACAGCCCAGACGAAUCGAUUGGCAGCUGUCAACCUCGACUGGGACCAUGUCCGUGCUGCACAUCUAUUCAAAAUAUGCUCGUCUCUUGUUUCUCCAACAGCUGCACCACUCAAACUCAAGAAGAAGUCUGAGGCUUCCGCUCAGGGGGGCUCUCGUGUAGCUCGUGGGACCGUAACUAGCGUGCGAAUAUAUCCCAGCGAGUUUGGUCAAGAACGAAUGGCUCGGGAGGAGCGGGAGGGACCGCCGCCAGAGAUCUUCAAAAAAACGACUGCAGACGAGGAGGACGUCAACGAGAGAAAUAUUUAUAAUGUCGGCGAUGGAAAUGACUAUGACGACGAUGCUCUCAGAAAAUAUCAACUUGAACGACUGCGGUAUUUUUAUGCAGUCAUUACGUGCGAUACUGUUGAGGCAGCUGCUCACAUCUACUCUGAGCUCGAAGGGACCGAGCUUGAACGCUCGGCAAAUACCUUCGACCUCAGCUUUGUGCCUGAUGGAAUGACAUUCGAUCAGGAAUUCAGAGAUGAGGCUACUGAAGAAGCUAGUACUGACUACAAAGGUGUUGAUUUCGUCACAGACGCUUUGCGGCAUUCAAAAGUCAAAUUAACUUGGGACGAUGACGACCCCGAAAGAAAUCGCAUUACCCGUCGUACUUUGACGCGCAAAGAAAUCGAGGAAAAUGACUAUAAGAACCUCCUAGCGUCAUCUUCAGAGGACGAGUCAGAAGGUGAACAGCGACUCUCACGCGACAAAUUGCGCUCCUUGUUACUCGACAAAGCUGGAGACGAGCUUCCGGAGGGUUGGAAUCGAGAUGAGGACAAGGGCGACGUUGACAUGGAAAUCACCUUCACACCUGGAUUGUCCGAUAUCAAAAGCACUGGUGACGAGACUACUCUUGAAAAGUACCAACGCAAGAUGAAAGAGAAGCGGAAACAGAAGAAGGCGGAAAAUAGUGCUGCUAAACCAGACACGCCUGACGAGUUCUUUGAAGACGAGGAAACGGGGAAAGGGGAUAAACCAACCCGAACUGCCUCGACUGCCGAGGAACUUUCGCUGCUUAUAACAGCCGGAAAUUCAGCCUCGGAACCUAAGCAUUUCGAUAUGAAGGCGAUUGUCAAAGCAGAGAAGGAAGCGAAACGGAAAGGGAAAAAGAAGAGGAAAUUGAAUGAUGUUGAAGGGAACGAGAUGCAAGAGGACUUUUCUAUCGACGUUCACGACGCACGGUUUGCCGGCCUUCACGAGGACCAUGCAUUCGCAAUCGACCCCAGUAACCCACAUUUCAGAAAGACUGAGGGAAUGGCAGCACUUCUUGACGAGCGUGCCAAGCGUCAAAAACAAAAAAGAGACAUGGGUGAAAAGAAGCGGUCCAACGACCCUAGUGGGCGAACACUGGAGAGCUUGGUCGAGAGUGUCAAAUCCAAGAGUGUGGGUUCGAAUGGAAAGCGUCGCAAGAUGCAAUAG